This is a messenger RNA of Liolophura sinensis, 2835 nucleotides long. RefSeq names its product protocadherin gamma-A4-like. Gene Ontology annotation, cellular component: plasma membrane. Gene Ontology annotation, biological process: homophilic cell-cell adhesion. Bases 79 to 2835 code for a protein of 918 amino acids. The record is from RefSeq and is a predicted model, not a curated record. NCBI's taxonomy places the organism in Eukaryota, Metazoa, Mollusca, Polyplacophora, Chitonida, Chitonidae. The transcript has a single exon. Gene Ontology annotation, molecular function: calcium ion binding.
UUCCUUCUCUUCCUUGAGCGAAAAAAACAAAAGCCUUCAACAAAACUGUGGUGAGCGAGAGAGCAAACGGCAACCAACAUGAUGCAGCGAGUGGCAGUGCUCUGUGGCUUCCUGUUGUUUGGAUGUUUCUUUGGAACGAUCCAUGGGAAUCUACGCUUGAAUUACCUCGUGACAGAAGAGCAAAGGGCAAGGACUUUUAUCGGAAACGUUGCGACCGACAGCAAACUUAGGGCUAAUCUGACCACAGAGGAGUUUAACAGCCUAAGGUUUUCCCUUCUGCCUCAAAGAAACCCUAAUGUGAAACUGUUCAGUGUUAAUGAACGAACUGGCAUUUUGGGAACAGCCGAUAAACUCGACAGGGAAAUCAUUUGUGGUCAGAAUCCCAUUUGCAUGGUCAACCUGUCUAUAGGUGCACUCUCGACGGUCACAGAUUUCUUCAGUAUUUUGAAUGUCUCUGUUUCAAUAUUGGAUAUCAAUGACAACUCGCCUGAGUUUCCCAACCCUAACAUGCAAGUGACAUUUUCCGAGUCGGCCAAAGUCGGAGACAGCUUUCAAAUUCAACAGGCUGUAGAUCAGGAUAUCGGCAUAAAUGCUGAACUUAGCUAUGAGCUACAAGGCAGUGAUGGGACAUUUCGUCUUGUGUACGACAAGACAACAUCAGGAAGUUCCAAUCUCCGGGUUGUUGUAAAUCGCCUGUUGGACCAUGAAAGAUCUCAGCAACAGCAGAUGACAUUGGUGGCUAGAGACAAGGGAUCACCAUCCAAAAUUGCCACAGCAACCAUUACGAUUUCCAUCUCAGACAUUAACGACCAUCAUCCGGUUUUUACCGAUGCUGUUUAUGACCUGCGUGUUCUUGAGACUACACCUGUCCAGACCCCUUUACUGCAGGUGAGUGCUCAGGACUUGGACCAGGGCAUCAAUGGACAGGUGACUUACUACUUCCCCACCUUAACACCGCAGACCACCAAAGACAUCUUCUUCCUCAACUCCUCUACCGGAGACCUUGUGUUGCAACAACCACUGGACUUUGAAAAUACUGAGCUCUACGAGUUUCAAGUCGAAGCGAAGGAUGGGGGCUCGCCGCCUAGGGUUGCCCAGACGACAGUCAAAGUCCAGGUUCUAGACGUCAACGACAACACCCCAGCAAUCACUUUUAACCUUCCUCCUGGCCGUCAGCGCAUUGCCGUCUCCGAGACCCUAGUGCCCGGUGACUUCAUCACCCGGAUGUCUGUGUUUGACGGUGACACUGGGAGAGAUGGUGAAGUAAUUUGUAAACUGGCUGGCAACAGAUUUCAACUGACCCAUAUUUUCGGUAGUGAAUUUAAAAUCUUACUCAAUUCUAGCCUAGACAGAGAAAGUGAACCCCUCGUCAACCUAACAGUGUCCUGCUCCGACAGAGGUUCUCCACCAAAACAAGACGUCCAAGUACUGACCAUUCAAAUAGAAGAUUCCAAUGACAACAUUCCAAAGUUCUCGCAACAGUUUUAUCACACAGAGACAAGAGAGAAUCCACAAAACGGGGAUGUCAUUAUAAAAGUGUCAGCUACGGACUUGGAUAUUGGUGAAAACGGUAGAGUGACUUAUAAAAUCAAUGCUACAGGUGCUCAGUUUUUCCAGGUCUUAAGUAAUGGAGAUGUCAUAGUGAGUUCAAAACUUGACCGUGAACUUACUCCCGAAGUCGUUUUUGACAUUAUUGCCAUGGACAAUGCUGCACCGUUUCACUCUUCCACCGCGACAGUGUCCAUUACAGUUCUUGAUGAAAAUGAUGAGGCACCAAACUUUGGAGUGUCUUCUCUAGAGUUAUCUGUCCUUGAGAAACAGUCCGAGGGGGCAGUUGUUGGGCAUCUCACCGCAACAGAUCGUGACCUUGGACUGGGUGGUGAAGUGAUGUACAGCAUAUCACCAGACAAUAAGGCUCCAUUCCUUAUUCAACCUACGAAUGGAACAAUCAUUACUUCCUCAACCCUGGACAGAGAGCUGGUAGAAAGUUAUCAGCUGAAGAUACUGGCUACUGACAAGGGUACACCUCAGCAAACGGGCUCUCUUGUUCUGACAGUAAAAGUUGCUGAUGUUAAUGAUAACACACCCGUCUUCGUUUUUCCCAAUGAGCACAACAACACCGUGACCAUAUACAAUUCUCUGAAAGUCGGUAAAGUUGUCACGAACAUCAGAGCUUCGGAUGCCGAUGACAGGAACAACUCCAGGGUAAAAUAUGCCUUUGAAAGUGACACAGUUUCGACAUCCUUCUUUCACGUGGAUCAUUCAUCUGGUAUUAUAACCCUUGCCAAACCGCUGACACAACAAGGGAAGAGAACUUUGGAGGUUGUUGUUAUUGCCACAGAUCAUGGUGAUCCUGCCCUUUCAGCCAAAAUGAGGCUCUUUAUUAUUGUUCACUUGGAUGAUCGGCCACUUCCAAUGCUGGACGGACUAGCUGGCAGAACCAACUUGACCAUUGCCAUCUGCAUUCUGGCCGUGUCAGCCAUUGUGUCCGGUACAAUUGUCAUCAUCAUUUGUCUGGUUCGCCGCCGAAAAAACAAAAACACUGAUGACUCUGGGGAGAAAGAAGACAAAUCCCAAACGCCCGCUGGUGAGAAAACUUGGAACUCCAUGUAUGAUUCAAAAAAGACCAGUUCAGCAGACAUAAUCAUCAAUAGAGACCGAGCCCCUCAGAAUCUGCAGUCUGCCCCAACACAGGUGGGGAGAGAUGACCGACUGCUGUAUAAGGCAAAAGAUCCCACCAAUCCGACAUUCCAAGUGUUCCCAGCAGAAGAACAUCACACGCCAAAGGUAACAUUUAUUUUACUCUUUCUUCACUGCUCUCACAAUCAGCACUGA